Messenger RNA from Alosa alosa (allis shad), 3551 nucleotides. RefSeq names its product transmembrane protein 63A (gene tmem63a). Lineage: Eukaryota; Metazoa; Chordata; Actinopteri; Clupeiformes; Clupeidae. Bases 204 to 2579 code for a protein of 791 amino acids. Gene Ontology annotation, molecular function: calcium-activated cation channel activity; nucleic acid binding. Gene Ontology annotation, cellular component: plasma membrane. The transcript is spliced from 23 exons. The record is from RefSeq and is a predicted model, not a curated record.
GCAGUGUUGUCGUGGAGUCUGAUGGGCGGGAGUGCGCAGACACGGAUAUGUCUGUCGUGGCUCUUAUUAGACAUUCUCUGCUUUUGUCUGUGUUUAGCUCCGGACCGGUCAACCGUUCAAAGCGAUAACUACGAUAAAAUAUGACCUCACGUUGGACGAUCUCAAAAUCCAAACUUUGGUUUUAACAAGAGGUAGUGUGCUGAAUGGAGUCUGGUUGGACCUGGCCAUGGACGGAGGCAACUGGGAACAGCUCCGUCCAUGUGGACAACAGCACCUGUUUCAGCGCCACCCAGAGCACCGUCCUGAUGGGGAACCAGUUUGGAGGGGUACCUGUCGUCCUCCUGCUGGACUUCAUAGUGUUUCUGGUGCUGCUGCUGCUCUUCACGUUCAUCAGGAGGAAGCUGUGGGAUUAUGGACGCUUGGCACUGGUGGCUGACAGUGAAGGGUUUGAGUCUCACCGUCGUUAUGGUCGCAUGUCCUCGGUUAUCUCAAAAGGAGAGGAACCUGAACACGAGAAGGGUCUGUGUUCCUGGCUCACUUAUAUCAUUAGAAUGGAUAUGGCAAUGGUGAAAGAGCGUUGUGGAGUGGAUGCGGUUCACUACCUGUCGUUUCAGCGUCACCUGAUUGUGUUGAUGGUACUCGUGUGUGUGCUGUCCGUGUGUGUCAUCCUGCCUGUCAACCUCUCCGGGAAUUUACUGGGAACUGAUCCAUACAGCUUUGGGAGAACCACCAUAGGAAACCUGAAGGAAGGAGACAGACUGUUGUGGCUACAUACGGUUUUUGCAGUAUUUUAUCUUGUCCUGACGGUGGCACUACUGAGACAUCACACCUCUCAGAUGAAGGGCACACAUAGAGAUGAGGCCAGAAGUACACUCUUCGUCUGCUCUGUCCCCAAAACCGCCAGUGAAGAAGACAUCAAAACACAUUUCAUGGAGGCUUAUCCCACUUGUCAGGUGACUGAUGUCCGCCUCUGCUACGAUGUGUCUAAAUACAUCCAACUGGCCAAAGAAAGGAAACGGGUGGAGAAGAACCUGCAGUACUACCAGAGAGUCCUGGAGCGUCAUGGCAAGCGUGAGUUCAUCAACCCGCGCCUGUGUGGGUACCUGUGCUGCUCCGGAUGCCAAUGCCACGCCUGCCAGGAGGUGGAUGCUUUAGACUACUACAGUUCCCAGGGGGCUGUUCUGCUAGAGGAAGUGAAGAAACAGAAGCAGGAAGUGCCACAGCAUCCACUUGGCAUGGCCUUUGUAACCAUGCAUACUGAAUCCAUGGCAAACUAUAUUCUGAAAGACUUCAACGCUGUGGACUGCAGUGGCGGGGGUGGCCGGGAACCACAGCCAUCAGCCAAUAGCGCAAGCCUGGACGUGAGAAAUUGGCGAAUCACACGGGCAGCACACCCCAGCAACGUUUACUGGGAGAAUCUGUCAGUUCAGGGCUUCCGAUGGUGGCUGCGUGUGUUCCUCAUCAACAUCAUCAUCUUCAUCAUGCUCUUCUUCCUCACCACACCCUCAGUCGUCAUCAGCACCAUUGACAAGUUCAACGUCACCCAGCCCAUCAAGGAUCUCAAUAAUCCCGUCAUCAGUCAGUUCUUGCCAACUCUACUGCUGUGGACCUUUUCAGCUCUGCUGCCAACUGUAGUAUACUAUUCUACUGUAUGGGAGGCCCAUUGGACCAGGUCCAGUGAGAAUAUGAGCAUGAUGUAUAAACUCUACAUCUUCCUUCUCUUCAUGGUAUUGAUACUGCCCUCUCUUGGCCUAAUAAGUCUGGAUCUGUUUUUCCGCUGGCUGUUUGAUCGGAAGACUGAAGGCAGUGUGAGAUUUGAAUGUGUUUUCCUGCCGGAUCAGGGAGCAUUCUUUGUGAACUACGUAAUUGCGGCAGCCCUGAUUGGUUCAGGGAUGGAGCUGUUGCGGUUACCAGGGCUACUAUUGUACACCAUCCGAAUGGCACUGGCACGUUCAGCUGCUGAGAGGAAGUACGUCAAGCAGAACCAGGCUUAUGAGUUUGAGUAUGGGGCCAUGUACGGCUGGAAUCUCUGUGUGUUCACUGUUAUCAUGGCCUACAGUAUCACCUGCCCAGUCAUUGUACCUUUUGGUCUUUUGUAUCUCUUUCUGAGGCACCUGGUAGACAAACAUAACCUGUUCUUCGCCUAUCUGCCCGCCCGCUUGGAGAGGCAGGUGCACCUGGGAGCCGUCAAUCAGGCCCUCGCUGCACCAAUCAUCUGUCUGCUCUGGCUCUACUUCUUCUCAGUGGUCCGGACAGGCUUCAUGGCUGAGACAUCGAUCUUCACCCUGGUGGUCCUGUGCAUCACCAUCUUCAUCUGCAUCGCCUACUCCUGCUUUGGCCACUUUAAGUACCUCAGCCCCCACAACUACAGGUUGAAGGAUGAGAAGGAGGAAGAGUGUGACAGAACACCAGCCACCUCUGAGGGCUUGGUAUACGCCCCCAGAGUGUUGACCUCUGACCCUGAGCAUGAUUGGUCAGACAGCCGACCUGUCCACCAGUCAUACGGGACCACAGAUUGUAGCCCCACCUUCUUGAGCACAGAAGAGGACCUACAGGAGGACAUUCAAGAGGAGCCUUAGAUAAAGGCACUCCUACGACUGUGGUACCCCAAAACCACUGUGACCAACAACAUGGGUGGGCACAGCCACAGGAAGCGAGACUCUCGUUAGUGUUCAGAAUCUCAGGAGACUUUUGAAAGCCACAGCCAAACCAGUCUCUUCCUACCCCUGCGAAAGACUACCUGCUGAAGCCAAAGAUUGAACCAGUGUCUAUAGCCAGUAGACUUUUCAAAGAAAAACAAAUUCUGUAACUUAGAGGUUCGUAUUAGGUGUCAUGUUAAGGGGUUUUAAACCAUGUUGUCUUCCGUCCAGAAAGCCUCUUGCAGGAAAGCAACAGGUGUUCUCGCUGAGGUGACGGUACCUGAAGGUAGACUACAGCCCCUUGUGUGUCAGCUGAUGCUAUGAAAGGUUUGGCCCUGAUCUGUGUCAAACCACAGCCAAAUAUGUGUUACUGUCCACUGCUAUGUGGUGCAGGGGUUUGACCAAUCCAGAGGACCUUCACAUAAAAAGCGGAGGGUAAAUGACCGAUCAUUUCAAGCGACCUUGUGUGUUAAAGGAAGAGCACAGAUCUUUGAGAAAGUUUCAUGGUACUCACUAACUGUCAGUGUAAGGGCUGCGUUGUUAACAACAAAGUGACAUGCACACACAUCUCUGUGGACAUAACACACAUAUACCGCAAACAGGAUACGCACACAUUUCUUUUUAUUUUGUCAAUUUCAAUAAGAUAUACUACACACUCAUACACACACACGCUUCAUGUUUCCAUAAGCAUUUCACGUUGCUCUGCUCAGUAGUAAGGAUAAGGUGCCGCUCUGGGCCAGACCUGGGCCAUCUGUGUGCCAGAGGUGGCUCUAGCUGCCAUGAAAGCAUUAUACCCCAGUGAGACCAACCCUUCUUGGCAGCUGUGCCAUAUGUGCGCAUUAUAUCUGUCAAUGCAAGUGCCUGGCUGUGUCAACCAGGGGGGUAUUCCAAGUACGUGGUUUAGUGACAAAC